AUGAGUGGCUUCGCCAUUGUGCCUCUGGCGAGUAACGCAACACUGUGGAGCGCACAAACCAUAGAGCAGUGGCAGGCUGAAUUCAGCGUAUGCUACGAGGAGCGCACAAUAUACGGCUUAUCAGAGACGGGACAAUUGAUGAAGCUCCAACAAGAUUCCACAGGUAUCCAGUCUAGCAUGGCAAAGUGGGAGGAUUGGAGUGCUGCUGUCGGCGAACUGGGUUCUCUUGUGACGAUUGCCGGGACUUUGUUAGAGAACAGCUUCCCGAAUGUCCCAUAA
This is a messenger RNA of Colletotrichum truncatum, 279 nucleotides long. NCBI's taxonomy places the organism in Eukaryota, Fungi, Ascomycota, Sordariomycetes, Glomerellales, Glomerellaceae. The record is from RefSeq and is a predicted model, not a curated record.